Messenger RNA from Besnoitia besnoiti, 2742 nucleotides. RefSeq lists its product as uncharacterized. Bases 1 to 2742 code for a protein of 913 amino acids. Lineage: Eukaryota; Apicomplexa; Conoidasida; Eucoccidiorida; Sarcocystidae. The record is from RefSeq and is a predicted model, not a curated record. The transcript has a single exon.
AUGGGAGUUCCUCUUCCGAGUUCAUUUUUCCGCUGCGAUGGACCUGAAUCACACGUAACGGCCGAGGCUUCAGCCGAGAGCCGAGCGGCGGAUCAUGGCAGUUCGUUGACACGGGGAGAAACCCUGGAAGACGUCCAGGGCGUCAAAUCGAAGGACGGGACGCAAUUCCGCCGCUUUUUUGAAAACCCAACAGAGUUUCGGGGCGACUCAUCAGCGGAGAUGCGCCUACCCUACGCCGGAGACGAUAUGGAAGCGCGCGAACAGGAGCGCGAAAGCAUCCCGCGAUGCGAGGCAAUGACCAGGGCGGACUGCGUGCUGCAUAUAGAGUCUCUGUCGCGCGGAGAAGCGCAAGCCCAGCGCAUAAGGGAGGGCAGCGAGGGCACACGCGGCAUCGGCGACGGGCACGACGGGAAAAUUAGCAGUCUUUCCUGUUUCUCGGAGCCUCCGCUCACCGUCUCGCCCGCCCCCGCUGCUGGCAGCGGGGAAUCGCGGUCCCUCGCAUUCGUCGGCGCGCUCAAGGCUCAUGGGACGGCUGUUUUUUUCACUUUCACGCGCUGGCAUCUCCUCGUUUUGCUGUGCUUGUACUCUGUCUUGGUCGGCCCGGUUUACUUAAACUGGGCACCGUUUCGGCAGAUGCUCUUUGACCACGGGGUGUAUCGGUGGCUGUGCAAUCCGGCCGAGAGCGACGCUUCGCAGAUCUCGUACAUCGAUCCGCAAAGCUACACGUGUGCACAGCAGCGCCUGCAUGUCGGGCAUCUCUUCACGCUCUGCACGGUGGCGGACUACGGCAUGUCGUUUUUCGGAGGCUUCGUGAUGGAUUUCGCAGGCCCCAAGGUGGCGUCCCUGAGCGGCACGCUGAUGAUGGUUCUUGGCUGGCUCCUGCUUGCGUUCUCAAGCGAAGCCUUCCAGGCUUUCGAGGUUGGAGUCGUAUUCUUUGGCCUUGGCAUCGACAUGGCGUUCUAUGGAACGCUCCCCAUCGGCUCGCUGUUUCCAGGCCACGGAAACACCGUUCGGGCCCUCCUCGUCGCGAUGCGCUCCGUCAGCUACGUCACGCCAGUCAUCCUCCAGAAAGCGGCCGCAGCAUGGAGCAUCUCCUAUAAAAGCAUCAUGAUAGGCUAUGCGGCCGCUGCCUUUGCUCCGGCACUCCUCAUUGCCUGCCUCUUCAGUCCGUGGGCGCCCUGGGACGCAAAAGGGACGCCUGCAGACGAGGCUCAGGACGAGCGCGGAGCAUCGCAACGGCGAAACCAACACAUGCAGGAAGGGACGAAAAAUACGGCGACGCCAGCAUUUGCACUGAGUCGUGGGAAGAACGAGACGGCCGGAAAGCGAUCUCGGUUCUCGCCCCUUUUCUCCCUCUUUUUGAGCGCGAAGAGCGAUCGGCAAAACGGAGAACGAGAUAUGCCGGAUGCUGGUGUAUCCGCGUUAACGUCUUCACCACCGUCGAUGAAGACAAAGAUUUUGGACCUUCUGAAGAUGACUCGAGUCAGGGAUGGAAAAGUGCUCGCCCACGGGGGAAACGACGACAUUUCCGGCAUUACACCUACAACCGGAGACCACACAGCAACGGCCCUGAAACACCCAUCAGCGGACACUAAAGACGGGUUCUCCGGGCCGGCAGCGGUUCCCACUGACACAGGCUCUCUCGCUGUCAUAAGCCUCUCGUCGUCCUCCCCCAAGCAUUAUUCCGAAGACGCAGAAAAACCCACACCUUAUUUCCAUCCUGAGCAUUCGCUUACCUCGUCUCUCCAGCCCUACAACGCGUCCAUUCUGGAGGAAGACCCGCUCGUAUCUUCUGUCUGCCCUUGUGCUGAAACAGCGAGUCCGCAGAGCCUCUUCCCGCACGACGAGCUCUCUGUAUGUACACCACAAGCGGGUGAUUGCACGUCGCCUCUGCCACAUCCUCCGUCUUCUGCCUUGACCAAGGCAUGGGGGGCAGACGAAAGAGACGGCAGCAGACGUGGAAAAACCCGGAUCGACGCUGGUAGAGAAGGGGGCGAGGAGCAAGGAGUAGCUCCUGCCUUUUCCGGGCACAGCGAAUCCAUGAAACCGAAAAUUCUCGGUACAGAGACCUGGCGAAAUAAGCUGCGUGCGGCGUCCCGCGGGGCGCUUUCGUUUACAAAGGACUACCUUUGCUCGGGUUUAUAUUUCCCAAUUAUCCCGUACUUCACUAUUACGCUCGUUCGUGCGGUGUACUUCAAUACAGCUUCCCACGACCUGGUUCCGCACGCCUUGAGCUUUCUGCACAUCAUUGUCGGCUUCGUGUGUUUCUUCCCGCCCGUGGCAGGCUUUAUCGCGGAUCGAUACGGCAUUCUGUUGUGUAUGGCGCUAAUCAACGCAUGCGGGACGCUCGUGAUUUUGCUGUCGCUCGUCACGUUGUUGCUUCCGGGCAUGUUUGUCUGGCUCGAGUACGUGAUUUCCGUCUUCUUUAUGCUCAACAUGUCGCUCAUGACGAACCAGAUCUACUUCUACGUCGGCGCCAUCUUCCCGCAAAGACACCUAGGGAAGCUCAUCGGGUUCACGUGUACUGUGGGCGGCCUGCUGUCGCUCCUGGCUUCCCCUAUGUUUGAUUUCUCGGUCAAAUCGGGGACUCACGGAUUUAUGGGCGUGCUCACGCUCCUCGCCGUCCUCUCCGGGGUCACGUUUCUGCUCCUUCUUGCGCUGCACGUCUUCAAAAAACGACGGGAUCGAAAAUCGCGCAGCAGCGACAAAGCGAAUCCGUGCACGGCUGUCCUCGCCUUGUGA